Messenger RNA from Haliotis rufescens (red abalone), 2937 nucleotides. RefSeq lists its product as uncharacterized. Lineage: Eukaryota; Metazoa; Mollusca; Gastropoda; Lepetellida; Haliotidae. Gene Ontology annotation, cellular component: membrane. Gene Ontology annotation, molecular function: tumor necrosis factor receptor binding. The record is from RefSeq and is a predicted model, not a curated record. Gene Ontology annotation, biological process: immune response. The transcript is spliced from 3 exons. Bases 1139 to 2008 code for a protein of 289 amino acids.
UCUACUUCCUUGGAUCCUGCAAUCGAAAUUUAGUCUUCCGGGCGGCUCGUGUUAUAUCGUCCAUAUAACAGAUUAUAACUCACAAUCACAAAUAUUAUCACAAAAAGUCUAGAUAAACUGAAACAAACAAAUGUAUCAGACUUAUUAACAUGACAAGGAUGUCAUUCUAAAUCAGUAUUACAUGCAUGCCAAACAUCCACUUUCUUAAAACAAUGACAGUGUGACGUCAGUCAUUCCGCUAAUCCGGAUUUAGAAAGUCCGAACAUGCCGAAAAAAAAAAGAUUUCAUUACUUACGUGUCACAUAUUGUCACAUGAGAGAUAAAAAUCAGUGAUGAAUGUCACACCAAAAUACAAUAUCUAUAUCUGACCUGGUGGCAUGUGAGACACGAUUGUCUUUUGACGUGUAAAAAUACUGAACAAAAAGUAUAUCAAUCAUAUUAAAACUUAAUAUCAAAUGUGGGCACUAAGCCUGACAGUAAACCAUUAUAGGUAUAUUCUACCAUCCCAUGUUUCGUUGAUAAGAUAAUCUGUUAAUCCGAAGGAUUUCAUGUGGACGAUAUCAUCCGAUUAAUAGGGUUUCACCGAUGAAGCGAUGAAACCCACACAUGGGGUACUUAAUUUGACGCUUAAUAACGAGAAUGGAAGUUGUAAUAUGUAUUUAUAUAUAUCAGGAAUUCCCUUCGACUUAAAUAUUUUGUAAUCCUGGGUUUUGUAAUAUGACCACAUGUUCCGUAUUCGAAAUACCGAGUGAGAAGAGUUUCGUAAACUGACGUAACCUAUAGCUAAAUAGAUCUGUGUUUUUGACAAAGCGAAAGUAGGUUUGAUCGCAAUGUGGCUGUAUUAAUAUCACCGUCAAAACAAUUAACGGAUAGAACAAUUUGAGUUGACUAACGCAGUGUUGUGCGCGCGGUAAUAUGUGUACAGCCUUCAAAGUCUCUUAAGCGAAUGUGAAAGGAGGAAGAACUCUGAUCAUGUACUUCUCGAGUAAGACCCGUCGUGUGGGAAAACCACACGUGGCUAUAAUUUGAUCGCAGUUAGUUACAUCUUCAUUGAGUACUCAGACGUUGGUUCUGGUAGCAGGAAUAAACCAACUUCGGAAUUAUCGUCCACAUACAGCUUAUUGGUAAAGACGCGGCCAUGUCUGAUACCGCUUCGCGUGUCAUGAUCAACCCGAAUUCCUCUGAAAACGGCAUCGGGACAGAGAACCAUUGUUUGUCUCGUGCACGGACAUGGGGAUGGAUAGCAGUGUCUGUAUCUCUGUGUGUUAAUGUUAUAUUACUUGUACUGUUGGUUCCUCUUGUAUGUCAUCGAGAAGAGACACAGACAAAUACUAUAAUGGCACAAUCCGCUGAAGUUAUGGACAAGUCAGCUGUGUGUACAAACUGUCGCCACUUCAGACCACAUGUUGACCUGCUGCAACUCAACAGUCAUCUGCAGGUAGUUCAAACGAAACAUGGCAACAUUUGCUGUCUUCGUCAAGCAGAAGGACUGUGGAGGCUUCUCAAUCUGAUGAAUAUAAAGUCGAUGAUGAUGCAGCAGCAACAGUCAAUCGGACGGCCCCUGUCGCUUCCUUCAUCAGCACACCUGUAUCUUGACACUGACACUGCCUCACAUUACAAAUGGACUGAUGAAGAUGGAUAUGGAGCUGCCCACGUGACGACGAAAGUUAAAUUGGUGGAUGGACGAAGAAUACAAGUAACAGAAGCAGGCUACUAUAAUAUCUACUCCUUCCUAACGCUGAAAACAAGAUCUGAGCUUGUCAACAACAUCAAUGUAAAGCAUUCAAUAACAAGAACCAACAGGCAGAAUUUGCCCGACACGGAUGUAAUACUGUACAAGAGUGUUGAAAUGUGUCGAACAAGUGAAACAUUCACUAACAGUUACCUUGACGGUGUAGUAAAACUUAAUUCAAAAGAUGAAAUUGACGUCCAAGUUUCUAAUACAAGUGCUUUAUAUAAAUUCCCACCUUCAAACUUCUUCGGUUUACAUCUCGUUAGAAGUAUAUGAAAAUGUGCGCAUUAAUAGGUAUGUUUUAACAUUUGUACCCACAAAUGUAUUUUCUCCACUGUCCAGUUUUUUAUCAAUUCCCGCUGUAUUCGGCGCUCAAAAAUUCAACACUUCUGCGAUCAAAAUUUUGUAAAUUCUGCAACAUUUGUUUUUAUAACUCUGCACACAAUUCUGCAAACCAUUAAAUUUAGUUUUCGUGAAUUUCGUAGACGUCUGUUUGACUUGUGACUGGCAUUUUUUCUGAAAAACUUAUCCACGGCUAAGAAUAGCUUUUUGAAGUGAAUCUGGCGAUCGCUUGUGUAAAAAUAUACACAUGCACUUUCGAUAAGCAAUAAUACAAAAGUCAACUUUACUGUAAACUUAUUUGAUUCAAUUAACCAUUUCUCAAAACGUAAAAUGUUUGAAAGAUCGUUUGUCGUUUUCUGAAACUUUUACACGUUUAAAACCAGCUUUCGACUCACAUGCGGCAGAUAUACUUGUCAUUAGAGGCGACAAUGCUUGUCGUAAGAGGCGACGAACGGGAUCGGGUGGUCAGGCUCGCUGACUUGGUUGAUGCAUGUCACCGUAUCCCAAUUGCGUAGAUCGAUGCUCAUGAUAUCAAUCAAUUGAUUGUCUGGGCCAGAAACAAUUAUUUACAGACCGCUGUCAUAUAGCUGGAAUAUUGCUGAAUGUAGCGUUAAAUAACAAACCAUGAAGUCGUUAGAAAGCCUGGCUUUCGAGUGUGUUCCCAAACAAGUUUAAUAAAUAUACAUUGCACUGCCUAAAAUCAAAAAGCUUUAUGUAUAUAUAUAUAUAUGAGAAAGACCACAAAUAAAACAAAUAUAUUGUACUUGUAUUCUCUUUUAUUAACUAUUAACACAUUUGGUUACUAAUGCCUUUUUGCUCUUAAUAUCUUUGUUUAUUUUAUUGUUACGACCGCCUCCGUGGUC